Molecule: messenger RNA, 1935 nt
Organism: Kwoniella shivajii
Lineage: Eukaryota; Fungi; Basidiomycota; Tremellomycetes; Tremellales; Cryptococcaceae
Exons: 5
Coding region: 1-1935 (644 amino acids)
Biological process (GO): positive regulation of transcription by RNA polymerase II
Molecular function (GO): DNA-binding transcription factor activity, RNA polymerase II-specific; RNA polymerase II cis-regulatory region sequence-specific DNA binding; protein dimerization activity
Source: RefSeq, a predicted model, not a curated record
AUGGGAAGGAAGAAGAUUGAAAUCAGACCGUUGACCGAUGAACGGAAUAGGAACGUUACUUUUCUCAAGCGCAAAGCAGGUCUGAUGAAGAAAGCUUGGGAAUUAUCUGUCUUAUGUGCCGCAGAUGUCAAUAUCAUCAUAUUCUCCGCGGUUGGUAAAGCAUAUGAAUUCUCAAGUAAAGAGUUGGAUCAAGAGCUUGAUAGGUACAUGGAUUACGAAGGAAUGAUCGAGCGUCGUAGAGCACCUGAAUUCGCUGCUAUGGCACUAGCGGAUGAAGAUGAAGAAGAUGAAUAUGAUGAUGAUGAAAAUACGAAAAGAAGAGGUUCGACCUCAAAGGCGGGUGCAAACAACAACAAUAACAUAAAUGGUGUAAAUGGGACUACAGCACAACCUAGAAGUUUGAAAGGAAAAGAGAGCUUUAAAUCACGCACACCACGCUAUUCACAAACAACAACAACAGAUAAAGAUAGAAAUAAAAAUAAACGUUCGGGCAGUAGUGGUAAAUCGAAAAGAAGAAAAGAGAGAAGAAGUGAAAGAAGUGAGAGUGAAAAAAGAAGUUUUAUAGAUUCAAUUCUAAGUGGUAGUGAUGAUGAUGAUGAGAAUAAUAAUAAUCAUAACAAUUCAUCUGAUUAUUCAACUGAAAAUGACGAUACCAACAAAAAGAAGAAAAGAUCAAAAGAUAAACAUCAUCAUAGGGAUAGAGAAAGAAGGGAAGAUGAAAGGUAUUAUAAUUCUGACAAAAACGUCGCAGGAUUACAUUAUGCGAUGAACUUGCAUACUGGAUAUCCAAAUCCAAACAACCCAUCUUCAUCAGCAGAUCCUAGAUAUCUCUCCAAUCUAUCGAUACCAUCUUCGUCAUCAAGAGAUAGGGAUAUAUACGAUAGAGAAAUUAGGUCGAAUAAUAUCAUUAAUAAUAAUAAUUCCGCUAUUCCAAUUGAUAUUCCUCAGUUACCGAAAUUACCUUCAGAUGGCGCUUCAUAUAGAUCACAAAUGACUUCAGGUUUGAAUAACUCGUAUGGACCAAAUCAAAGUCAAAGUCAAAGUCAUAGUCAUAGUCAAGGUCUCGGUCCCGGUCCCGGUUCCGGUCCAUCAAAUUAUGAAUCCAAUUCAACACCUUUCAUAUAUAGUAAUCAUCCUCAAUCAUAUCUACAACAUCAACAAACACAUCUAGGUUCAGCUGAAAUACCAGGUCCAGGUCAUCCAUAUGGUGUUUCAGAACAAUCAUAUAGAAGUACUUUACAACAGAGUCCGUUGGGACAUUUACCGAUGCAAUCGUCACAGUCUACUUUAGCUCUAGGACCAAGUGGAUCAAGUAUUAUACCACCUGGAGUGGGUGGUAUACAAUGGGAUCAAUCGUUAGUAACUAGGUAUGCAGAAUUUCAAUUACAGCAAAAUCAUCAAAGACAACAAAGGUUAUUGUUGGAAAGACAAAGACAUCAAUUGCAACAAAUGGGUGUACCAGUCGAUGAAAGAAGUUUAUUAGAUGAAAUUUUCGGUGGAAUGAUGUCAAACAAUAACAAUCAUCAUAGCAACAGUCACAAUCAAAAUCACAAUUCUGCGGCAACGCCAAUACCGAUCAAUUCAGCUUCAGCAACUGAAAUGAUCUUACCUUUAAAUGAUGAUACACCUAAUGGUGGUGGAGCAGGUGAUUUCGUUUGGCCUCUAUCGAGUUCCAAUGAUAACGGUGGAAGAGAAGAUGAAUCUCAAUCUCAACAUACGUAUAAUGGAAAUGGAAAUGGAUUACCACAACAACCGAGUGGUGGAAAUAUCAGAAUACCAGAUGAUACAGUUCAGUGGGGCGUUCAAGAUGGAUACGAAGUUGAUAGAGAUGGUUUGAAUUUACCUAGUCCAGUCUCAAAUGAUAAUGGUCCUUCGGAUAAUAAGAGGAAAUCAAGAAGAGAUGAAGAUGAAAUAAACAAAAGAAUGAGGUUAUAA